GGCCCGCGCAGGCCCGCGGCCCGCACCGCGCUAACCCCGCGGCGUCUUCCGGGCCGAGGCGGGGCUGGGCCGGAGGGAGGCGGGGAAGCGGGAAGGUGACCGGGGCGCGAGGCGGAGCCGGCCCGGCGCGGUGGUGGCAGCGGGGCUGCCAUGGGCUCCGUGCGCGGCGUGGGGACGCUAGUGCGGCCGGCGGCCUGGACGCUGAACCAGAGACGGCACAUCACCUCCUGGCUGGCCCGAUGGUUCCCCAGAACCCCAGCCAAGUCCGUGGUGGCCCUAAAAACACCCAUCAAGGUGAAGCUGGUGGCUGGGAAAACCUACAGGUGGUGUGUGUGUGGCCGCAGCAAAAAGCAGCCCUUCUGUGAUGGCUCCCACUUCUUCAAACGCACUGGCCUAUCCCCACUGAAGUUCAAGGCCCAGGAGACCCGCACGGUGGCGCUCUGUACCUGCAAGGCAACCCAGAAGCCCCCAUACUGCGAUGGUACCCACAAGAGUGAACAGGUGCAGAGGGCAGAACCGGGCUCCCCACUCUGAGGUGUGGCUCACCCCAGGGAUCCCAGCACCUAUAGCCGGUUUGUGAAGGGCUUGCUCCGAUAACCCAAGGUCUCCAAUCUGGCGCAGCUGGGAACAGGCCCUGGCUUUGAUACCUGCUGGUGAAGAUGGUAUUAAAGAGACGUGCUAGCCCAGA
Molecule: messenger RNA, 688 nt
Organism: Capra hircus (goat)
Lineage: Eukaryota; Metazoa; Chordata; Mammalia; Artiodactyla; Bovidae
Gene: CISD3
Product: CDGSH iron sulfur domain 3
Exons: 4
Coding region: 151-534 (127 amino acids)
Cellular component (GO): intracellular membrane-bounded organelle
Molecular function (GO): 2 iron, 2 sulfur cluster binding
Source: RefSeq, a predicted model, not a curated record